AUGAAGUUGAAGGGGGCCGUCUACGCGGGAGUUCUGUUCCCAGCAUCCUGUGUGUGUGCUGAGGAAAACGUGGCUUCUAAAGACAACCUCUAUUCCUUUGACUUUGGCGAAACCGUCCAGUACACACUCGACAACAUCGUGGCACUCGAUGAUGCUUGGUCGCCAGAUCACCUUCCUGAAGACAAGUCCCAUCUAGACUAUCUUUUCUACGGGCAAAGUCCCCCAGUCUAUCCCUCGCCAGCUACCGGGGAGGGCAAGAGCGAUGACUCGUGGAAAGCGGCCUACUCCAAGGCGAAGAAACUGGUGUCAAAGAUGACGCUGGAGGAGAAGCUAAAUUUGACCUGGGGAUACCCUGGUCAAUGCACAGGAGUGACCGGCUCGGUGCCCCGUCUCGGAGUGAAGCCCAUAUGCCUCAAUGACGGACCGGCUGGUGUCCGUGGCCAGGAUUUCGUGUCUUCUUUCCCUACGGGAGUCCAUCUCGCCGCGACGUGGGAUAAGUCCCUGAUGUAUCAGUACGGUCGAGCCCUAGGUUACGAGUACCGUGGGAAGGGAAUUCAUGUCGCCCUCGGCCCCUGUGCUGGGCCCCUCGGCAGGGUUGCCGUUGGUUCUCGCAACUGGGAAGGACUCGGUUCGGACCCGUACCUCGCCGAGGCCGGCAUGACUGGCGUUGCCAAGGGUAUCCACGACAGGGGCGUGAUUGCAUCGUUGAAACAUUGGCUUCUGAACGAACAAGAAUAUCGUCGCAUGCCUAGUGUUCUGGGUGAAUCAAUCAGCUCUAAUGUUGACGAGCGAACCCUGCACGAGGUGUACGCCUUUCCCUUUAUGGGCGCGAUCCGAGAGGGCGCUGGCUCCGUAAUGUGCUCCUACAACCGAGCCAACAACUCUUAUGCUUGCCAAAACUCGAAGCUCUUGAAUGGAGUGCUCAAGACGGAACUCGGGUUCGAAGGUUUCGUCGUCAGUGACUGGGGCGCCAUCCAGUCUGGUGUGGCUACCGCCAAUGCUGGCAUGGAUAUGCUGAUGCCAAACACUGAUUACUGGGGCGCCAAGCUGGUGGAAGCCGUCAAAAACGGCAGUGUCACAAAGAAACGGGCAGAUGACAUGGCUACUCGUAUUCUGGCUGCCUGGUACCACGCCGGCCAAGACAAGGAUUUCCCCGAAACCACUGCGGUAUUCAGCACCAGAGACAACCCUAGCCACGCGCUCGUUCGUAAAGAUGUUGACGUGCGCAACGGACACCACAAACUGAUCAGGGAGGUUGGCUCUGCUGGCACGAUUCUCCUCAAGAACGAGAAUAAUGCCUUGCCGCUUAAGAAGCCCAAAUAUGUCUCCGUGUUUGGAUACGACGCAGUCGCUCCUGGAACGCCAUGGAACAGCCCCGGAAGUUUUGGGUUCCGGAAAGCCAUCAACUGGAUCCCUCGCGACAACGUCUUCGCUCGCCAGAAGCUGCGGACGUUCAACGGUACCCUACUCACGGCGUUCGGUUCGGGAAGCACGUCGCCCCCAUAUAUCAUUGACCCAUUCUCAGCCUUGCAGAAGCGGGUGUCCGAGGACGGUGGCAUCGUAAAAUGGGACUUCUGGACCAUCGAUCCCCUGGUCUAUGUCAACAGCGAGGCGUGUCUGGUCUUCAUCAAUGCCUACCCUGAAGAGGGCAAGGAUCGUGCGGGCCUGUCGGACGACUGGAGCGACCAGCUUGUUCUCAACAUUGCGAAGCACUGCGCCAACACGAUAGUCAUUGUCCACUCCGCAGGUAUUCGCCUGGUCGAGGCUUGGGCCGACCACCCAAAUGUCACUGCCAUCAUCAAUGCAGGCAUGCCGGGACAGGAAGCGGGCAACUCGAUAGUUGACAUCCUCUACGGAGACGUCAACCCCAGUGGCAGACUUCCAUACACCAUGGCGCAUCAAGAAACGGACUACGGCACCCUUCUCAACUUCACACUCAACGAUGGCGAGAGCACUUGGUUCCCUCAGUCGAACUUUGAGGAGGGCCUCCACAUUGACUACCGGUACUUCGAUCUGCAUGGUAUCACUCCUCGCUACGCCUUCGGCCACGGUCUCUCCUACACAACCUUUGAAUAUUCAGAUAUUCGGGCACAGGUGCUGGACGGGUCGAAAGCCGGACUGCCAGACAAGAAGAUACCUAUAGUGCAGGGUGGCCACCCUCAGCUGUGGGAGACUCAGGCUAUCGUCGCAGCCGAUAUCACCAACACCGGCGACGUCAUGGGUUCCGAGGUUGCUCAACUCUACCUGGGCAUGCCCGUCAAAGACACCCCAGUGCGGCAGCUGCGGGGAUUUGAGAAAGUUGAGAUCUCGCCGGGGGAGACCCGACGGGUGUUGUUCAGUCUGAGCCGGAGAGAUGUGAGUUAUUGGGAUGUGACCUCUCAGCAGUGGCGCAUCCCAGAGGGCGAGUUCAAGGUCUAUGUUGGGGCAAGCAGCAGAGAUAUUCGCUUGCAGAGUACCUUUGAGUUCAGAUCAUAA
Molecule: messenger RNA, 2475 nt
Organism: Thyridium curvatum
Lineage: Eukaryota; Fungi; Ascomycota; Sordariomycetes; Thyridiales; Thyridiaceae
Exons: 2
Coding region: 1-2475 (824 amino acids)
Biological process (GO): glucan catabolic process
Molecular function (GO): beta-glucosidase activity
Source: RefSeq, a predicted model, not a curated record